GUUGGCAAAAGUUUUGUGGCUGCAGACAUGCGUCAAAAGAGAAGACAGAAAAGACGCAACGAGAUACUUUUUUGACUUGGUUUUAACCAAGGAAAAUUCCACUAAAAAUAAAUCCCAAGAACUGAACGAUUCCGGUGCUAGUUCCAUUGGAUCGACAGCGAUCGCCCAGCCCUGCGUGUGAGAGAGAGCUUUGGCAAGCUUUUGCUCUCUCUCUCUCUCUCCCCACGUGCCAUCAGCUGGCUGGCGCUCCAGAUUAGUUUGUUUUUUUUGGCAGCAUGGAGAACAACAGCAAGAACGGCACCAUAAAGACCUUCAAAUACAAGCCACUGGUGCGCAUUGGGAUUGCUGUCCUGGUGCUGCACACCGUCUGCUGGGUGGGAUGGAAUGCGGUGAAUCGAUCAGCGGAGUCCAGCAAUGCGGCGGCGGCCACAGCCGCUGCCCAACAUGAACGCUUGCGGGCAGCCAUCGAGCAGAAGUGAC
Messenger RNA from Drosophila obscura, 480 nucleotides. RefSeq lists its product as uncharacterized. The transcript has a single exon. The record is from RefSeq and is a predicted model, not a curated record. Bases 276 to 479 code for a protein of 67 amino acids. Lineage: Eukaryota; Metazoa; Arthropoda; Insecta; Diptera; Drosophilidae.